GUGGAAAUAGAAGAGUGCUGUCAAAUAUUUGGUCGGAGAGUGGAUAACGUUAUACCGAAAGCCGCUGCAUUGAACGUUGAACUGAAUGAUUCAUCACGUGACGAGCUAAGGUCCAUCCGAGACUCUCUACGAGAGGAAGUUGACCUUACCAAAUCAAAUGUUAAAAAAUGGUUGGAUAACCUUACAACUUUUGUCGUUGAACUGGAUGAUGAUUACAAAGUUCCACCAGAAGAACUGAGAUGUAAAUAUGAUGAAUUGGCCCGUAUAGUGACCGGUCGACGCGACUCAUUUGAAGAGUCUGCAAUAAAAAUGCAUUAUUAUUGGGAUGCGCUUCAACAUAUUCCCCAAGAUGAAAUUGAUGAUGCAUUAUACGAAUUAUUUAAUGAUAAACAGAAUCCAAAAGAGAUAUUUGAAGCGUUACAGGCUUCACUUGAAAAUAAGAGCAUAAAUAAUGAUGAUGAUCAAGCUCAACAAGAAAUUGUUGAUGUACAACGUGAAUAUGUAUAUUAUACCCCUCAACUUCCUACUGGACUGAAAUUGUCUCCGGAAUGUUUAGCCGCUCUCAAAGAAAAAAUAGUCGUUCUUGAAAAAGAUUAUGUAACUCGUAAGACUAAGUUGGAUGCUAUGCAAAAAGGUGUAAAGAAACUAUAUAAUGAAUUGAAUGUUCCUUUGGAAGAAAGAAUCGAGUUGAUUGAUUCUCUUGACGAAGAAUACUUAGAACGGCUGUCUUUGGAACAUGAACGCCUGAAAGAAAUCAUGCGUGUGAUCAUUCAGAAAGCUAUCGAAGAGUAUACUUCGCAAUUAGUUGAACUAUGGAAUAAAUGUCUUGUUCCACAAUUUGAACGUGAUGAAUUCUUUGCCAACGUACAUAAAC
Racocetra persica is the source of this 874-nucleotide messenger RNA. Lineage: Eukaryota; Fungi; Glomeromycota; Glomeromycetes; Diversisporales; Gigasporaceae. The record is from the annotation of a GenBank genome assembly.